Messenger RNA from Postia placenta MAD-698-R-SB12, 900 nucleotides. RefSeq lists its product as hypothetical. Gene Ontology annotation, biological process: translation. The transcript is spliced from 3 exons. The coding region runs from base 6 to 593 and encodes 195 amino acids. Gene Ontology annotation, molecular function: RNA binding; structural constituent of ribosome. The record is from RefSeq and is a predicted model, not a curated record. Gene Ontology annotation, cellular component: cytosolic large ribosomal subunit; ribosome. NCBI's taxonomy places the organism in Eukaryota, Fungi, Basidiomycota, Agaricomycetes, Polyporales, Adustoporiaceae.
ACGCCAUGGUGAACCUCCGCUCCCAAAAGCGCCUCGCCGCUUCGGUCGCAAGCGUGGGCAAGCGCAAAAUCUGGCUCGACCCCAGCGAGCAGGCCGAGAUCGGCAACGCCAACUCCCGCACGCACGUCAAGAAACUCAUCAAGGACGGCCGCAUCAUCAUCAAGCCCACCACCGUCCACUCGCGCGCCCGCACGCGCGACCUCCUCGCCGCGAAGCGCAAGGGUCGUCACACCGGUCCCGGUAAGAGACAGGGUACUGCUGAGGCCCGGAUGCCCAGCAAGGUCGUGUGGAUGCGGAGACAGCGGGUCCUGCGUCGGUUGUUGAGGAAGUACAGGGAGGCGGGCAAGAUCGAUAAGCACCUGUACCACUCGCUGUACCAGAAGUCGAAGGGUAACGUCUUCAAGAACAAGCGUGUGCUCAUGGAGUACAUUCACAAGGCCAAGGCCGAGAAGACUCGUACAAAAGUUCUCACCGACCAGAUGGAGGCCCGCCGCGUCAAGAACAAGGCUGCUCGCGAGCGCCGGGCACAGCGUGUGUUGGAGAAGAGGCAGGCGAUUCUUGCUGUGGAGCACGAUGCCCCUGUCCAAGAGUAAACGCUAUCAUCCCCUUCCCACCGCUGCCGCCUACGCCCUGGCACGCCAUUCUGUAUCCUAUGCCAUGCAUACUCUCUAUCCAUACGCCAGGCCCAUGCUUGCAUGUCAUCUCUUUGGUCAUGAUCCGAUGUUUCGCCCUUGUUAAAUGGAACAAGACCUAAUCAGCUGUGAAGGCAUGGCAUGCUCCGGAAUGUCUCAUGCACUAGUGCCGUCUUGUUGCCGCAGAUUGAGACCUGAUUCAUGAUUGUGAAAUGUGUGGGCGUUGAGGGCACUCAUCGGUGCGGAUCCAGCCUCUGAGCAUACUGAA